AUGAAAACCGUCUUCUGCAACCUAGCGGUGGUGCUGUCCGCGUUUACAGCUACAUCCUUCGCCCAGGAUUAUCUCGUUCAUAUGCUUCAGGACGGCGCGGGCGUGGAUUCUUGGAAGCCGAGAGCUGGAGAUAGUCGACAACGGAGCCCGGAUAUUGCGAAACUGCUGCUAGAACGGCGAUUGGGAUGGCCUGAAUCAUCCUCUACUGUUGGCGAAGUGGAUGAGGAGACUAUCCGGGAAUUGAAUCUCUUUGGAGGCCAGCAGGCAUUGCCCUUUACCGACACCAACAAAGAGCAGCCACACAAGCUACUAUUGAUCCUUGAAGGCGUGGGCUCAGAAGACAUCAAAUCGCUGGAGUCAAAAACACCACACGAUUUCUCCAUUUCAAGCCCAUCAGCAUUCUAUCUAGACGAUUCGAUAUUAUCUUCAUUCGUUUCAGAAAAGUCACAGAGUUGCCAUGAUCCAAAUACCUGUCUAUAUGGCGAAGAAGAGGCCUCGUGUACCGGGUUUGUAGCCCUGAGAAGCCAGGUGAGUUUCGAACCAGAUAAGCUGCCUCUUUCUAUUGCAUCUCGAUGGACUAACCAUUCCCAGAACUCCGGUGCCUGCCCUCAGGAUGCCCAACUUUUCUCCGAGAUGCCGGACUGUACAUCAGGGUCGGCCAAGAUCCAGAAACUUAUUGAGCAAGUCAUUGCGGGCUCCUCUACAUAUAAACAUACGUCCUUUGUUAUCCGUCUUAGAGCUUCUGAAUCUCCCCUUCUCCAGAAUGGGGAAUUCACUUCCCUUUUCAAGUCCCUUGCUGCUCUUAGCUCUGACCUCAACGUGGAAUCCACCGUCAUAACAGUCCCAUACGACACCUACACCAAGAACCGCAGCCAGGCACGCCUCCCUGCCGACAAAUCCAAGCUGAAACUUCAUCAGAGCUUACCUGCUGCUAAGAAAGCUGUCCGUGCUGAUGCCACCUCCACCUCUAUGGCUAGACCAUCUGCCACCGCCAACCCUACUCCCGCAUUCCAUCUGCCCGUAUGCUACACCAAGAAUGAAACCUGCACUGAGCGAACUAAUAACUGCUCGGGACAUGGAUCAUGCUAUCUGAAACGCACUUCUUCGAAGAAUUCCACCUCCUCUAGUAACGAGAAUGAUUGCUAUGCAUGCAAGUGUCACCGCACUGUUGUUUCCACCAACAAAGAUGGGAAGACAAAGACUGUCCAGUGGGGCGGCCCUGACUGCUCAAAGAGGGACGUCAGCAUGCAGUUCUGGCUUAUCGGCGGGUUGAGUGUGGUCCUCGUUUUGGGAGUUGCCUAUGGUGUCGGAAUGCUGUUUAGCAUUGGAGAAGAGGAGUUGCCUGGUGUGCUCAGUGCAGGCGUCGCGCCCCCCAAGCAGAAGUGA
Trichophyton benhamiae CBS 112371 is the source of this 1386-nucleotide messenger RNA. RefSeq lists its product as uncharacterized. The record is from RefSeq and is a predicted model, not a curated record. The transcript is spliced from 3 exons. The coding region runs from base 1 to 1386 and encodes 461 amino acids. NCBI's taxonomy places the organism in Eukaryota, Fungi, Ascomycota, Eurotiomycetes, Onygenales, Arthrodermataceae. Gene Ontology annotation, cellular component: endoplasmic reticulum.